Messenger RNA from Cyclospora cayetanensis, 1371 nucleotides. RefSeq lists its product as uncharacterized. The record is from RefSeq and is a predicted model, not a curated record. The transcript has 4 exons. Bases 1 to 1371 code for a protein of 456 amino acids. Lineage: Eukaryota; Apicomplexa; Conoidasida; Eucoccidiorida; Eimeriidae.
AUGACUUCGCUGGAGGCCAUAAUUGCACAGAACUUUCCAGAUGACGGCACAGAUCCCCCAAGUGCCGCUUUAGGGGCCCUCACGCCGUCCGAAGCGGAGGUUCCUGAGAGGGGGGUGACGCCGCAGGGCGUUCUGGGGGCCUCCACAGUCGUCAAAGAGGUUGCGUUUGUGAAGUUUCCCGUCCCCAAGAGCAAGAAACCGUCUCAUGCUGACGCUCAGAAGGAGACUGCGGCGGCAGCAGAGGUCUCAGGGACGGCGGGAGAGCGUGGAGCGGCAGUAUCAGGACUAGACGGCGUGCCAGUGGUGAAGUAUGGCAGUCUAUUUGAAUUCUCAGACACCGCUGAAGACGACUGGGUGGCCGUUCGAAACCUCCCGAGGCUUGCUGUCAAGAAGGAGGGGGGCGCACAGGGGGCGCCCUCGAGCGCAGAACACAGAGGAGACUCACGUAGCAGGAGACUGGCCUUGCUGCAGUCUCUUCCCAAACCUCAGGGCGUUCCCCCAACGGGCUGCCUGGGCAGUGUGGGCUUUUCCUCGGGGCUCAGCUUGAGUGUACGUACACCAGGAGACGACACAGCAGCAGCGCCGGCGUCAGGGAAUGCUGCGAUACAGAUGGUGCCUCGUGCGCUGCAGCAGAAACAGAAACGUGGAAGGAAGCAAGAGGAUGACGGCGCUGCCGUUUCUGCUCCCAACGAUGGUCUCACAUCUGCCUCAUCUGAGGACCUCAAGAAGGAGGCGGGGGCCACUUCUGCAGAGGCGGCGGCAACAGCUCCGGCGGAAGAACCGUUUCUGACUUCAAUGUUUACCCUGUACGAAUCAGAUGGGGAGGAAGAAGCUGGAGCAGAACCAUCCAGCUGUAGGGAGGUGAAAGACGCCUCCAAAGUGAAGGAUCAGGAGGCAGUUGCAUCUGCUUGGCCCGUCACACCCGCAGCUCAGGCAGCACAUGUACCACCCCCCCCAGCAGCAGAGCCAAGUGCAAAUUGGGUGUCUCGCGGGGAGGAGGAGACGCUGCAAGAGUUGGGGAUCGAUAAGACCUUGCUGCAGGCCUCAGGGAUAUCUUCAGCCGAGCUUCGUGACUUGCGUCGAAUGGGCACGACAACAGUUUCGGGCGAUUCUCUUAAAAAUCCAGACUGGUAUGCAGCGUCAACGUCAGGGCCUCUGGCUAAGAAGGCGAAACUGCGGCUCGCCACAAAGGUGUGGAGCGCUAAAGAUGGCACUGUCACAGAGACGCUUGAACCCAAAUUCAUGCAGAAGAGAAAGCACCAGAUCAACUGGUUGGCUGCGGAAGCGCACGAGAAGGAAUUGGAAAUGCUAGAGUUGACGGCGAGGACGCGGCAGUCCAAAUAUCAAACUGCCAUGAAAUAUGGGUGGUGA